Messenger RNA from Epinephelus fuscoguttatus (brown-marbled grouper), 6667 nucleotides. It is a transcript of the gene plxdc2b, whose product is annotated as plexin domain containing 2b. The record is from RefSeq and is a predicted model, not a curated record. The transcript is spliced from 14 exons. Lineage: Eukaryota; Metazoa; Chordata; Actinopteri; Perciformes; Serranidae. The coding region runs from base 404 to 1999 and encodes 531 amino acids.
AUGACGGAGGGAGCGCACUGUCUUCUCCAGGAGCGCGUUAGCCACAACACACACACACUGCUCCUCCUGCCAGUGGGAUGAGACCAGUGUGUCGGACUGGGAUGAACAUUUAAGUGGAGAACUUUUUUCCCUCUUUCUCCUUCUGCUGUUAUUAUUUUUUGUUUGUUUUGGAGGUGGAGACCUGUUAGGACGAGCGCGUUUACACUCUCCAGGAGCGCGCAGUGUGGCACACGCUGGAACAAAAAGCAGCACAGUGCAGCGAGUGCAGCGCAGGCAGGUUUUAAAAGCAGCAGGAGAGGCAGGAGAGUUACGGAGUCCGCCGGGAAGCGGUGUCGGUGCACGGGGGAAGACGGAGACCUCUAAAAACGAGAUAUUGAGAAGAAAUCAGCGGCGGAACUUGGAUAUGGCGGGUGUGAAGACGUUCGACCUUCUCGUUGGACUUGUUUUAGUUUUGCGGUGUGUUGGGGAUGCCCGAGCCGAGAUCCCAGCCAGUGACGGGGUCUCUUACUCAUACGUGCAGGGGCAGGCAGGAGAUGAGGACGCUGCAGUGGACGUGAAGCUGUACAGUCACCGGUGGAGAAGAUGGCUCCCCCCGAAACCACGUAAUAUGGACAGUAACAGGGCCAGUCAGGAGCAGGACCAGGAUCCUGAGCAGGAGGAGCCCGAGGGUUUCCCAGGCCUGCUGUCUGCAGAGGAAACAGACAACAGCUCCCAGAUAGAGGAGGACACAGAUCACAACUACUACACAUCGAAAACAUACAACCCGUCAGAUCCGAUGAGCAAAGACUUGUGGGUAGAUAUCGACCAGAUGGACAAGGACAAAGUGAAGAUCCACGGGAUUCUGUCCAACACACACAGACAAGCAGCGAGAGUUAAUCUGUCCUUCGAUUUCCCUUUUUAUGGACAUUUCCUGCGUGAAAUCACCGUGGCGACUGGUGGCUUCAUCUACACGGGUGAUGUGGUCCACCGGAUGCUCACAGCUACACAGUACAUCGCUCCACUGAUGGCAAACUUUGACCCCAGUGUCUCCAGAAACUCUACUGUCAUCUACUUUGACAACGGCACGGCUCUGGUGGUGCAGUGGGACCAUGUCCACCUACAGGACAACUACAACCUGGGGAGCUUCACCUUCCAGGCAACACUGCACAACACUGGAAGGAUUGUUUUUGCAUACAAAGAGAUCCCCAUUGAGGUGUCACAGAUCAGCUCUGUCAAUCACCCGGUGAAGGUGGGCCUGUCUGAUGCCUUUGUGGUGGUCCACAAGAUCCAACAGAUACCCAACGUAAGGCGAAGGACAAUCUAUGAAUACCAUCGCGUGGAGCUGACAAAGACGAGGAUCACCAACUCUACAGCCGUGGAAAUGCUGCCUUUACCCACCUGUCUCCAGUUCACCAGCUGUAGCUCGUGCAUCACCUCACAGAUCAACUUCAACUGCAGCUGGUGCCAUCGACUCAACAGAUGUUCCAGUGGCUUUGACCGGCAUCGGCAGGACUGGGUGGAUAACAGCUGCCCAGAUGAGACCAAGGACAAGAUGUGUGACGACAUCGACACCACGUAUCUCUACCCCUUCACCACCACGAUUAUCGCCAGAACAACAUCCAGGAGCAAACAGGCCACUGCGGACAGGGACAAUCCCUCCACCUCCCACCCCCCCACCAGUGUCCCCACUGAAGAUGAUACCAAGAUCGCCCUGCAUCUCAGAGACAACCAGGUGCUGCCUGCAGACAGUGCUGUCGACAGGAUGCCAGGAACUCACCCUUUGCACACUGGUCUGAUCCUUGGCAUCCUCCUGGUGAUGCUCGUCAUGAUUGCUGGCGUGCUGGUCACUGUAUACAUCUACCAUCACCCAACCUCUGCAGCCAGUCUCUUCCUUAUUGAGAGACGCCCGAGCAGGUGGCCAGCCAUGAAGUUUCGCCGAGGCUCAGGCCACCCAGCCUACGCAGAGGUGGAGCCAGUGGGCCAGGAGAAGGAGGGCUUCAUCGAGUCCGAGCAGUGCUGAGGCAGGAGGGGGCGUCUGCAUCCCCGCGCCCCCCCUCCCCUCCCUCCUGUGCCGGCCCUCCUCCCUCCUGCUCCACAGGCACUUCUCACCAGAACCUCCAGGAUCUGCUUAUCAGUGUACACAAUGACUCGUUAAGACUGCGGAAUCGGCCCAUUGAGCGCUAGAUGAGACUGGAUACAGCAGCCAAUGAUAUGAGGAAGUGAGAGCGCCCUGAAAACUGAUCCCAGACAAGCCCAUUGUUCAGCUCCUGUUGGCAGGGAACUGACCCGCCUGGGACAGAGGGAGGGGACAGCAUUGAUGUCAUCGACUCAGUCAGCAUUGGUUAAGUUUUGUUUGGCCGCUAUCACGUUGCCAUGGAGGGAUUGUGCUGCCUAUUGGUGUGGUCGAGGGGGGAGCAGGGUGAAUUAUACAAUAUAUAUUUUCAGAAACAAUACAGAGUAUGUGAACACAGAUUUCCACUUUAUUGUCGGUGGGGUUAUACUGUAUAGGCCUUUGUAUAUCCAUCAGGUUUUUACUUCUUGUUUUCCUUUUUCUUUCAGUGUGUUGUUUUCACAGGGGUUGGCACAUGUGUCUGUACAGACCGUCGGUAUUGCUUUUCAAUACCAUCGCAGGCUUAAAUGACUUUUCCACUGCCCGCUCAGCACAGAGAGGCUGCAGCUGUGCGACAUGACGCCAGCUGAAGGCCUGUCACUGCGAUCGAUCGCAGCUCAGAGAAGAGCUCUGAACACUGAGCGGCGGUGUUGAAUUAGUUUGUGGCUGGUUUCAUUUUCUGAAAAUGAAGUGUGAGAUGUUUUUUGUUCACUGAGGAAAUCUCAGUGGGUUUUUUCUUUUUAAAUGGGUGAUGGGCACUCUCUAUCUUUCUCAUUAUUUCGAUUGGUUCUUUGAUUCCUUACAUCAUGGAUACCAUUUAAUGUGUUUUUUUGUUUUUACUUUUUGCAGUUUUUUUCAUGACUGCCGUGCCAUUUUGUCCCUGACUAGAGUUUGCACAAUUUUAUUUUCAUUGACAUGUGGUACUAAUGCAAAAUUGCAAGACAGGCGCUUGUGAGUGUGUAUGCUGAAUAUAUUUUCUAAAGUGUAAGUGAUUCUGUGUGUGUGUGUGUGUGUGUGUGUGCGUGCGUGUGUGUGUGUGUGUACAUGUGUAUGAAUGCAAAAGAGAGCAGUUUACAUUAGUGAUUGGAUAUCCACCUGCUUUAUGGGUGCAUAUGUUUGAGCUGGCUCUGCACAGGUGAUUCUUAUUGAUUUGAAUCUGAGGUAUCUGGAUACAGAUUGUUUGAGCCUGACGACACACUGGUACGGUUGGAGUUUCUUUGAUUUUUUACAGUGUGGGUUCCUUUUCCAGUAUGUUGCCAGCAUAACCAUUGGCUAGUCUGUGUUUAUGUUAUGAUGGGCUCAUCCGUGUCAACACAUUAAUGUAUAUACCAAGGCCAAAACAUUUGCAGAUUCAGGUAACUCAUGGCAAACAUUUAUAGUAUAGCAGUAUAGUACAGAAAAAACUUUUUUAUUUUUUAUGAGUGGCCUUUUUUUCUCUACUUUUUUACUUAAAUGUGAAUACUGUUCCAAUCAUUACUGAUCAAUACACAAGGCUUCUGACUGACAAAUUCAAACCUUCACUUCUACUGUUAAAAAUAUUAUCUCAAGACAAAGUCAUGUUCUUACACCAAUGAUUGUAGACUCAUUUUUAGAUCCUGGAAUUCUACUGAAAAAUAAAGCGUGCAAUAUUACACCCAUUCAGUUUGACACUGUAAAUACAUAAAAAAAACAAUCAUCUGGAUUUUGUUUAAUUUACACUUUGUUGUCAUCACAUUGAGACCAAAGACUAAUCAGCAUCAUAUAUUUACCUCAACCUCCCCACAGCCUUGGCAGCCAUUACACCAUCCACAUCAAACCAGCUAGUUGUAGCUACACAGGUUUAUUGGUUAUACUUCUGCAGACAUUUACAUUGUUAUAAUACUGCUACUCAUGUGACAGCUCUUUAAACCCCUCCCCCUAAAAACCAUAACAAGGCAUAGCAAGCAUGUCAAGCUUUGGAUUCCUCAACAUCAUUAACGGUCCAGGAAACGAUAAAAAACUAUAGACUUUUAUAGUUUUCUUGUCAAAGGUGCGGAAAUACUCAAAGUGUCUGGGUGCACUCUGGCACAAACUGGACUGUUCAUAAAUUCAGAGCGCUGUUGGAAUGUAACGUUCGGUUAUUCAGAACACCACACAGUCGAAGCAGCAGUGCGCCAAGUAGAGUGAAUGUGUGAUUAACUUUAUGGUUUGUUAAAUCAUGUAGAAAUAGAACGCUCUAUCUCUUCAAAAACCAGUGCUCUCAUUUUAAUGUAGAGCAUCAGAUUGGAUUUAUAAACGCACCUCAAAUUUAGGUAGCUGUGGUGAGUACAGUAAGGAUGACAAGGCAGAAGUUAGUGUUGCCCUGGUUGCUUUACAAAUUUGCACCUGUGAGUGCAAAAAUGUUAACUAAUAGACCUUUUUCACAGCAGACAUUUUGCCUCAUCAUUGUAGGAAAAGCACAGGUGUAUUAAAUGGCAUCAAUGAUGGCUGCAUUCCACUCAUGACAGGCUUUGACAUUGUGCAUGCUGGCACACUGGAAUAGCUUACUGGGACACUAAUUGGAACUCAGCCACUAUUAAUGCUAUCAGUUUCACCUGUGCUUUUCCUACAAUGACGAGGCAAAAUGUCUGCUGUGAAAAAGGUCUAUUUCCGAGUUUUAGGACACAUGCCUGCACCACUCUACAAGAGCAAAAGUGUAAGGAAUCAAUUUAGCUGUGUGUGGAACUGCCCUAUCGCAGCCUGCAAUGAAUGAAUGAUCUUUAUUGUCACUAUACCCACAGGUAUUAUGGAACAUUGUUUUACUACUCUCUGGUGAAUUAGAACUAAACAAAAAGCCAGACAAAGACAAAACUCAAAAAGACUGAGAGAUAAAUAAGAGCAACACUGGAACAAAUAAAAGAAUCAAUUGUUAGCAUGUCCGGCUAACCAGCUGAACGUUAGCAUGCAUGGAACCUAGACACUGUCGGUGUUUGGGCAAACAUUUGCAUCUGGAUGGUGCUUUUGGAUUAUUUUUGUUUUAGGGAAGUUAACAACUUCAGCAACUCCAGCCAGUGUUACUCAAGAUAGGGUUAUAGCUGUAUUUACUCACGUAGGUAUUAUUAGCUAACCAUUGGUUUCUCUAAAUGGUAUUUAACCAGCGUUGUGUAAAAAAGAUCAUUUUAAAUCACUUGAAUGUAUUUCCAGAAUUCCCAAAGACUGACCAAAUUGCUCCUAGUUUCUGAAUCAAAACAAAGAUGGCAACCAGCCGACUAUCUGUAGGGAAAACAGUCACAACUUGGAAAACAGGUGAAAAAUUGUUUUUUCAUGCAGUGAACUAAAAAUCUUUUCAUGACGAUGGUUAGGAGAAUGUUUGAGGAUUCUGAAAAUGCUUUCAGGACAGCAGUGUUUUUAUAACUAACUUCUGGAUUAAUUAUCUUUUCACGAUACCAAUGGUUCGCUACCUCAGUCACCCAGUGAAUGCUAAUACAAAUUUGUCUGCCUUAGACAGCUUCAGUCUUAUUAAGCUACAUAAUGUAUGUACCUGUCGUGCAUAUUUAAGACCCCUUUACAAAAUUGGUGUUUUAGGAAAAAAAAGUAAGCAGCAGUAAGCAUUAAAAAGCCAGACAGAGACAAAGUUUUUAACCCACUUUUGGAGCUUACGUUAGCUUAAUUAGCUAGCUUGGUACAGCUAGCUGAAAUUAGAAACUUAUUGUUGGAAAAAAUAAUAUGAAUUUUCCUGGUAAAUCUGUAACUUUAUCUUCUGUCAAGUUCGAGAGCUUAACGGGCAUAGCAACAGUAACUAAAGGGGGUCAAGGCUUAACAUACUGCUGACAUCUUUCAUCUAAAUUUCAUCGUCUAAAUACACUCUCAUUGACACAUAACAUGCACACCCAAAGAUUCACACUAGAGUCAUGCACAAAUACCAAAUCAAGGACUCACUGGCUGUUAGAAACCGCCACACAGACCUUUCUUUACAACCACUCUGAGAUCUGAUGUGGUCUCAUUGGUGUCGACCAGAGAGUACAAACCCCCGCUUUUCAAACCCUCUUUUACAACUCCUCAUAAGUCCUUUCCACAGCAGUGUUUAAACAGUGUACAGAAGAGAACAGAGGAUCAAGUUUAACAAGCUUUUUCAUGCAGAUAUUUUCCCCGAUACUGUUAAGAUCGAUCCCUCAUUGCUUGUUUAAUACUGCCACCUGAAGCUGCAAGUGUUUUUAUAACCACUGUCAAAAUGCAGUCAGAGAAAGUGGCCGACGGUAAGAUUUGUUUGUGUUAAACUCGUCCACGCAAAAAGCCGAAACACUUUGAUCAUAGAAAACUCCUCACUUGCUUCACUGGACUUGACUAAUCACUUUCACUCCCACUUUCCUAACAAUGUUAUUUUAGAUGACGAAAAGCAGCAUAGUGGUGUUGUCGAGACAGGUCACUGAUUUCUCUCUGGCUCAUGGGUUGGAUCGAGAGUCACACAGAUUCAGCGACGAUUGCCAGAGCUCGAUAUAAACAAGAACUGCGACCUUGUUUUAUUUUAUCAUGACACACAAUGAGACUCAAAAUCACACAGUAUCAUAGCUGUCUGUAAUUUCUGUAACUACUGUUGUUUUGAUUACAUUUGAAAUAAUAAACAAUGUUGUUAAAAACAAA